Molecule: messenger RNA, 1836 nt
Organism: Micromonas commoda
Lineage: Eukaryota; Viridiplantae; Chlorophyta; Mamiellophyceae; Mamiellales; Mamiellaceae
Exons: 1
Coding region: 1-1836 (611 amino acids)
Biological process (GO): methylation
Molecular function (GO): nucleic acid binding; methyltransferase activity
Source: RefSeq, a predicted model, not a curated record
AUGACGUCGAUCGGCUGCCAGCAAGGAAACCGACCGAUCUGCAAUGUCCGCACGAUCCAGGGGUUGGAAAACCGUUUAUUUAAAACGGGAAAGUUCCUCGGCAACCAGUCGUCUAGGCACGGUCCCAGGAGCGGACUGAGCCUGGCCAUGUCCAGUUUCGCGCCAGUUUGCAUAGGACGCGCCAGUUUGCGCGCGCCAGCGCGUCCCGUGCCCAUGCGCGCCGUGGUAACCGUCGCACGCGCCCCCGUCCUCCGGGGGUUGCCGAGCAAAUUAUCCGCAGCAAAUUGGCGCGCCCGUUCCGUUCGCGUGAGACCGGCGGUGUCGACGCAGGAGCCCGUCGACGUCGAGGACGACGCGGACGAGAUGGCCGUGGAUAGCGGCUCAAACGCGAAGGGACCGCUGCGCAAGGGCUCGAAGGUCACCCCGGAGGCUCUUCGCGCGUUCAUCAGGAUGCGCCGAGGCGUCUUCAAGAUCACCUCGUUCGGCUCCCUCUCCGAGAUGCCGGACGUGGGAGGAGCGGUGACGUCGACGCUGCGACGCAUGGUCAUCCAUCAGUGCGAUAUCCUCGAGCGCGCGCUGACGUCGUCCCUCAGCGAGAGGUCCGAGGGCUGGCGCAGCGACGAGCUCGACCCGAGGCACGUCCCCGACGCCUCCGUCGCGCCCGCGCCGGAUGAAACCUUGGACGUCGCGUUCAAGCACAGGCUCCUGCUGCUGCAGGCGAGGAAGGGGUACAGGUGCAACUCCGACUCGCUCGUGCUCGCCGCACACGUCGCCGGGCAGAUUUCGUGGCACGGGGUGGAGACCAAGGCGGGCGGGCUGUUCGGUCGUAAGAAGGUUUUAAAGCCGCCGAGGAUAGCCGACUUGGGCGCCGGCGCGGGAGUCGUGGGCCUGUCGCUCGCGGCGAGGGGCGGGUUCGCCAAGGACGCGCAAGGGCCGAACGUUCUGCUGGUGGAGAGGCAGGUUGGACUCGCGAGGCGGUGCGCGCGGAACGCGGCGCUGAACGGCGUCGGCGAGGGUGUCACCGUGUGCCUCGGGGACGUAUCCGCAGGGUCGUUUGGAACUCAAAGUUCGAACUCAAAGACGGAGGACAUCGUGGAGGACGAGGUAGAGGAGGAGGAGGACGACGAACGACAACACGUCGAGGUGUCGCUCAGCGUGGAUGGCGACGCGGUCGGCGUGGAGCUCGCGGUCAAGUCCGCGUUCAACCACGAGCGGUGGGCGGGCGCGGACGCGAAACCCGGCGACUGGAUGGGUAAGUGCGACGCCGUCGUGUGCAACCCGCCCUACUUCCCGAAGGAGGACAUCAAGAGAGGGACGAAGCCCAUACGCAACGAGAAGCGCCUGGCGCACUACGAGACCACCGCGGGUCUGGACGAGUUCUUCGCCGCCGGAGAGAAGCUGCUGAAGCCCUUGACGGCGGACGUGCAGCCCGGAAAUGAUCCGGCGAUGCACGUCGUUUAUCCCAGCGACCGAGCCGCGGCGGUGUACGCCGCGGCGACUCGCGUGGGCUUGGGUCGGAUCUACGUCCGCGAGGUGUUCCACGACCGCGACGCGACCGAACCCAAGCUCGUGUUGGUGGAUGCGCGCAGGAGUUACGUCAACAACAAGGGCGAGACGGUGAGCGAGGAUGGCGAGCCCAUCGGGGAGUCCAACACCGAGUCUGACGACUUUCUCACCCAGUUCAGGACGACCCCGACCUACGACCUGCGCGUCAUGGACCCCAUCGUCCUGUACGACGAGGUCAACGAGGAAACGGGCGAGACGGACCCGGAGGCGUCGACGUACUCGGAAGAGAUCGAGUGGUUCAUGCGCAGGCUUCCCGCGCCUGGACCGUGA